ACCGCCACAGUUUAUCGGUCGCCUAUCGGUUCUCAUGCGUCGAAAAAUAAAGUAAUAGUAUAAAAGUAAUUAAAAUUAUGCUUAAUUCGUGCAAUAAAACUCUGUGCAUUAAGUGUACUUGAAGAUAAAACAAAUGCUGUGCGUUCUUUGUACUAUUGUUGCUAUUUUGCAAGUUUAGUUAACAAGAUUUUGAGGGCCUUACACAUUUUUUCAGCAGACGCAUGAAAAAUGGCGGCGUCUUCAGCUACGGCUGAAUGUAAAGAAGAAUGUAAAGAUAAAGAUGACGAUGCAUUAACCACAACGCUACAUUCAUGUGCAAACGAUCCAGAUUUUGCGGUAAUUUGUGCAUUUUUGCAAAAAUUUGCCAAAGAUUUGGGCUUGGCUUUGCCAAAUUUCAAGCAUUUGCAGGAGUGGUUGACAAACAACGAUGAAGUGGCCGAACUGCGCGAUCUGCACAUUAAGCUGUUGCGUAAAACACGCAAAACGGUGCACGAAAAAAGUUGGGAAUCAUCGGUGAGCAAAUUCUGUUUCGGCUACUCCCUGCAGGAUGCCUGGGAGAUUGAGCGUUUCGGCUAUCGCAACUCCAGCCUGAAGGUCAAGCUGCGUAUCCUACGCGAACUGCUUGAGAGCCAAUUCGAACGUAAUGCCAAAUUUCGUGCGAAUAUUCUAACGCAAAAUGCGAGCACAUUGCGUGCACAGCCAAUAGGGCGUGAUCGUUUGGGCCACGCCUACUGGCUAACACAGGAUGGCGACUGCAAUUUGCGCAUUUAUCAGGAGCAUUUGGACGAGGAGAUAUGGCAGGUGGUGGCCACCAAUCGAGAUGAAUUUGUGAAUUUGAUUGCACGCCUGCGCGGCAAUGAGGUGGUGCUGCCCUCCAAGGAUAUCGGCGAGGCAGAUGAGGAUACCACAAGCAGCAGCAGCAGCAGUCACAAUGCACCGCCGCCAGCUGCAACCACAGAACAGCGGUCAGAACAAGAUGAUGAUUCGCACGAGGCAAAGGUGCCCAACUUGAAGAUCAAGCUGCGCACGCCCGAGCAGCAGCAGCAGCAGGAACAACCGGAAGCGGAACUAAAGCCCAAAAAGGUCAAGCCACUGCUUAUAACACAGGCCAAACUAAGUGGCUCGCCAGCGCCGGCUAAGAAGAGGCCGUUGGAGGAUUCGGACGGUAGUCCACCGUUGGCUUCGGAGGAACAGCAUAAGAAGCAGCGACCCACACUGUUGGACACAAAACGUAUUAAGAAGCCCAGUCGCUAUGAGAGCACUAAAUCCGAAGAUGACAACGAAGUCGACUCGGAAGACUCGGAGUUGGAUGAGGGCGAGGAGGAGGAGGAGGAAUCGCUUGAUGGCGAAGAAGAAUCCCUUGAUAGUGCUGCUGCUGACGAGGAUGAAAACGAGCGAAAAUUUAACGAAGACGAUGAAAAUGAUGAAGAUGAUGAUGAGGAGGAUGAAGAUGAAGAUAAUGAAGUCGGCGAAGCCAUUGAAGAGCCCACGUUAAUAGUUCACGGCCAGGGAUCCGGUCGCGACUGUGAGGCCUUGCCAGAUGAUGUACAGUUUCUUAGCGACUUUGCAGCUAAUGAGGAAUUGGAUGCGCCUGUGGGCGAGACAAUCGUUGAACCGCUCUACUAUGUGCUCGGCUCUGGCAGCGGCGCUGAGUGUCUGGUUGGCAAUGGCAAUACGGAAACCAGUGCUGAGGAGGAGCCCACAGCCAAGAACGAGCCAAAGGCUACGUUCUUUUUCGGCGAGCCUGGUUGCCUUAAACUAAGUCCCAUCAAACAGACGCCAAAGCAGGAAACUAAACGCAGCAUAUUCGAUAGCAUAGGCGAGCCAGAACCAGAGACAGAGCCAGAAAAAACCAAUGGAGAGAGCCUAAAGCCGGCAGAAAACGAAAACAAGCUGGCGCCAGCGCUCAAUGGAAAUGAGUCACCGGAGCAGCAGCAAGAGCUGGAAACGAAACCCCAGCCUAGUUCUGAAAGUGACAAAAUUGUAGUUGAAGCAAAGGUGUCAGCACCAGAGCCAUCGGACAAGCCAGUGGAAAUUGCGACUGAAAAGCCAAGUGCAACACAAGAAAUCUCAAAUGAACAAAAGGAGGAAAAGCCUGAAAAAUCCGAAGAAAACAUCGAACAAGUGUACAAGGUGCGACUGAUAGAAACGGCAGACGAAGCGCUAGAAAUAGUUAAGAAAAGCAUUGAAGCCGAAACAACAAAAGAGGCAGAUGAAUCGGAGCCCAGAAAGAAGCUUCAAACUGUAGCUGAAAAAACGGAAGAUAUUAAAAAACAAAACACAAAUCAUGCUGACAAAGAAGAAGAACCCAAACCCAUAAAAGAAGCAACCGCAGCUGAAAAGCAUGCAGAACCUGCAGCUGAACCAGCUAAAGAAACGCUGGAAAACAAUACGAAAACGGCCGCAAACGAACAAGCUGAGCCGCAGCAGGCAACAGCAGUUGCAAUUAUCAGCGAAUCUGUUGAACCAGCUGCAAAUGGAGCAAACAUCGUUGAAGCCGACGUAACCGCUGCUGUUGCGGCUGCUGCUGAAAUACCUGCUAGUGAGCCGGUUGCUGAAUGUGGCCACGACAAAAAGUUAACGCAGACAGUACAAAAUGAAUUGCCUAGCACCUCGAAGGUCGUAAGCCCAAUAGAUAAUCAAAACGUCAAGCCUGAAAAGCCUAUAGAAAACAAAUCCCUAGAGCCGAGCUGUGAAGCAAAGACAACCAAGGACAGCAAGCCAGAAAUUGUGGUCUCAAGUGAGGCACCCGUGAGCCAGGACAGAAAACUAAUGCUGCUGCCCAAUCGCAAGCGUCGUCUGGCCGAGUUUGCAGCGCCCGCAGCGCGUCAGUCCACAUCCGAAAGUGAACUGGACGUACAUGGCGAGCUUCAGCUGGAGGAUGAGCAACAACAGCAAGUGGAUGGCUUGGAUAACGAUGACGAUUUGGAUAUUGGCGGUAAGCGCUUCAAAAUGCGCCCAAAGAUCACCAACGUUGAGGUGCGUCGCAAGGUGGAGGCGCAGAAAACACAAAUCGAGGAGACCACCUCCUCGAGCGGCGAGGAAGAUGCGCGCAGUCGCCGCAAGAUCAUUGCGCCCAAACGUCAUCUGGAGAAGCCCAAUCCGGUUAAGCAAAAGCCCACGCUGGCCGAAAUCAUUGAGAAGAAAUUGAAAAAGACGCCGGAAAAGCCAAAAGAAGAGCUGCCCGAGCAGCAGGCGCAGCCACCGCCACCGUCGCAUCCGGCGACAACGUCAACGACAACGAUGCAGCCAGUCAACGAGGUUACGCCGCCCGCAGCAGCAAAAGUCGAGCCAGUGCCGUUUACACCGCCCAAAAAGUCGCCCAUUACGAAGCCACUGAAAAAGAAUUUGCUUACCCAAAUCCGUCAGGAGGAGAGCGACGAGGAGGCCAUACCCAGAAAGCGCACCAACAGCGAAACAGUUGUCGCUCCGGCGCCAGUUAACCCAGGCUUGGAGUCCACACUGCAACGCAAACGGCGCAGCAGCGAGGAAGCCAAGGAGUCCAAGGAGGCCAGCGCUGGCGAAGAGUUGCCCGCAAUUAGCGAGAAACUCAAGCGUAACAAUGAUCAGCAAUUUCUCGAGGAGGAACCGCCCACAUCAGCACCUCAGGAGUCACAGCCAGGCAAGCAGUCGACACCACAGCCGCCGGUUAAGCAAGCAACACCUCCACCCGUCAAGCAGGCAACACCUCCACCCGUCAAGCAGGCAACACCUCCACCUGUCAAGCAAGCAACACCUCCACCCGUGAAGCCAGCAACACCGCCUCCCGUGAAGCAAGCAACACCUCCACCCGUUAAGCAAGCAACACCGCCUCCCGUGAAGCAAGCAACACCUCCACCCAUGAAGCAAGCAACACCUCCACUCGUCAAAGAAUUUGCAGCUGUGCCCGUGAAGGCAGCAGCAGCUGCUUCUGUCAAGCAGGAAACGCUACCAAUCAAAAAAGGAACAACCCCUCCCGGCAAGCAAGCGACGCCACCAUCGGUUAAAAAGGAGGCAUCACUGGUCAAGCAGACAACACCACCAGCUGCUAAGGAGGAUACGCCACCACCAGCAGAAGCCUUGGGACGGCGCUCUGGACGUCGCGGUGGCGCCGCAGUAGUCUAUUCUGAGCUGCCGCAGCCCAAGCGCACCAGGGGUGGCCCCAAAGAAAAGCCCGUCGUUGAAAACAAGCAGCAUAUCAAAGAAGAUCCACUCAAAACUGAAGAAGAGCCCCAGGAAGAGGUGAAGGGCGAGGCGGAGGAGCAGCCGCAAACAGUUAAAGCAGUCAAAUCAAAGGAGGAACCCAAGGAGGAAUUAAAAAGUGAUCCACUCGCUGAGGAGGAGCUAACGAUCAAGGAAGAGCCUAAAACCAAGGCAGAAACUGAAGAGCCAGCGGAAAAACCAAAGAGUUUAGAGCCCAAGGAGGAGAUUGCAAAACCAGCUGGCGUCGGGCGUGGCCGUGGUCCGCGCAAAAAGCGUGAGGUGGACACCACGAACAUAAUUGAUACCAACGAUUCGGAGACGCCGGUGCGUCAAUCGCGUCGCAUAGCGCAGCAGAAGAUCAAGGAAGAGGCAGAGCGACGCAAAUUGGAGGAAGUGGCGUUGCGCAGCAUGAAACAGCAGCUGAAGAACAAGAAGAAGGCUGAGAAGGAAGCGGAUCCCACAGUGCUAGAGCCCUCGGCAGAGUCCGAGUCCUUUGAGUCGGCCAGCGAGGCCGAAGAGACCAAAAAGAAGAUCAAGAAAAAAUGCCCCGGCAAGGAUGGCUGGUCCUCGGACUCCGAGGAGCAGGCUGAAACCGAGGAGGAGGAGGAAGAGCCACCACACUAUGAAACAGAUCCCGGCUCGCCGCUCUUUAAAUCCGAUCAUGAAUUCUCACCCGAAUCGGAACUGGAGGAUGACAGCCAAGUGGUGCCCAUGAAACGGGCUCGCACAUUGCGCAAAGAGAACGCCGACGAUAACGAGGAUUACGCAGCCGCCGCAGAUGCGGACGAAGCGUGCCAGAAGUGCGGCAAAUCGGAUCAUCCCGAAUGGAUUCUCUUGUGCGAUACGCCCGGCUGCAACAAAGGCUAUCACUGCUCCUGUCUCAGUCCCGUGCUUUUCUACAUACCCGAGGGCGAUUGGCACUGUCCGCCCUGCCAGCAGGAGCAGCUCAUCGUUGCCCUCGAGCAGAAGCUGCAGCAGUUCGAUGAUCUGGUUGCUCGCAAGCACCAGGAGAAACUUUUGGCCGAGGAGGCGGUGCGCCAAGCGGAAGCCGCAGCAGCUGCCCGCACUGCCAGCGAGCUGGAGGAGCGAUCCAAUGCGAGAAAGAAGGAUGUCAAUGAUGACGGCGAAGAUGAUGAGGAUGACGAUGACGAUGAUGAUGACGACGAUGACGAUGGCGAUGGCUCCAGCAAGGCCAAUAAGCGCUCCAAGCCGGAAAAGACGAAGAGACGACGUGGAGACGGACGCAGCAAUCGGCGAGCAGCUAAACGCGGCACCCGGCGACGUCGCGGUGGCAAGGACGACGCUUCGGACAGCGGCAGCAGCGCCACGAAGAGCGGCAAACAACAGUCGGGCGGCGCGGGAGGCGCACGCUCGGGUGGCAGCUCCAGCAGCAGUUCCAGCAGCAGCAGCAACAGCAGCAGCUACUCGGACUCGGACGAUGAACCCAUUUACAAGCUGCGCAAGCGUCGGCAGAUCAAUGUCAGCUAUCGGCUCAAUGAAUACGAUGAUCUGAUCAAUUCGGCGCUAAAGAAAGAGAUGGACGAGGUGGCGGGGGCUGGGAAUCUGGGCAGGGGCAAGGACAUCAGCACCAUCAUCGAGGCGGACAAGGAGAAGACGCGACGCGAAGAGGAGGGCGACGAUCAGCCCGAGGAGGGUGCUCAGGCGCAGGUCAAAGCGGCAAAGGACACAUCAGACACACAGCACAAAUCCAGCAACGAGGAUGACAGCAACGACGACAACGAGGAUGAGCAGCCGCUGAAAACGGUGGGCAAGUCCAAGAGCAAGGCGGCUCAGCCGGUCAAAAAGAAGGCACGUAAGCUGACCACACUGGAUGUUAGCUCCGAGGAGGAUCAUGGCAGCGAUGAGGACUUUAAGACUUCCAGUUUCUCGGACGAGGAUAGCUCGCAAUCUGCCUCGGAUGAUUCCGAUUCCAGUCUAGAGGUCUAUCGCCGGCCCGGGCGUGGCAAAAAGCAGCGCAAGGCAGCCCGACGUGCGGCACGUGAGCGCCGCAAGGAUCGCAAAUUUGUGGUGGAGGAGAGCGAUGAAAGCGACGACGAGGAUCUACGACAGCAACGCUCCAAGUCCAAUAAAUCACAAAAGAAGAAAAAGAAAGAGGAUUCCGACUAUACGGAAACGGAAACCGACGACGAUGAUGACAACGGUUCCGAGUUGUCGGAGAACAUGGACAGCGCUGAUCUGUGCGAUGACACGACCAGCGAAAGCGAGGACGGCGCCUGGCAUCCAUCGAAGCGUAAGAAGGCAGCCGCCGCCAAGAAAUCCUCCAUGGCCAUUGCACGCAAGUCGCCCAAAUUGAAGAAGCCCGCCAACAAAAAGACCAAACAGCUCGAGUAUUCAGACGAUGACAUCAGCGAGAGCGAGGAGGAGGACGAAGAGGAUGACGACGAUGAAGUCCAGAUGGGUGCCAAUGGUGCGCCAAUGUCGGGCAAAGGUUCCGGCAAGCAGCCACGUUCGCAGCCCUUAAAGAAGACGACAACAACGACAGCAACGUCGGCGCAGGCGCAGUCGUCCGGCAAGGGCAAGGGCAAAGGCAAGGGCACUAAGAAAAAGAAGAAGGCGGCUUCCUCGGACGAUGGCGGCGGCGGCGGCGGCUCCGAUGAGCGUACGCGUACACGAGGCCGUCGCUAUGCCUACAUUGAGGACUUUGAUGACGAUAGCUCCGAUGGCGGCAUUAAGCCGGGCGUACAGCGACCGGAUACACCGCCCGAGGAGCGUCAGAAGUUCAUACAGAAGCAGGAGGAGAUCAAGCGCAUGCUUGCCGAAAAGAAUGCCGAGGGCGCCAAGCUAGCGGCAACGCCACGCCUAACCCCCAUCAAGGGCUCAACAGCAGUGGCAGGCCCAGCGGCAGCAGCAGCAGCAGCUGCAGCCGCUUCCCAGCAGCUGAAGCAGCGCACGCCCAGCAAAGUAGGUGCUACUCCUGGUGCAGGUGAUUCGCUGUCUACGGUGCCGUUGUCUGUAAUACGUCAGGCCAAGGUGCUGGACAUUGAUUAUCUGCAUCGCAAGGGCGAGGCCAUUGAUGAUCUAGACGAUGUGGACUCGGAGCUGGAUGAUGCCGAGCUGCCCGACUUGCCCGAGGAUAUGGAGGAUGCCAUUGCGCGCAUGGUGGUCGAGCAGUUAAGUUCGGAGUCAUCUGUGCGUGAUCUGCCGCCACCGGACGAGGUGUUGCGCCAUGCCACGCCAGCCAAAGCGAAGGUGACCAAACAGUUGCCAACAACGCCGCCGGAGACGUUGCCCAGCGCCUCGGGACUUCAGGAGCCGCUGCGCAAACGCUUGCCCAUGCCCACAAUGCAUCCGCCGCUGCUGCGACAUCAGUUCUCGCCGCAUGGUCCACCAGGUGGGCUGCCCGCCUCGCUGCUGCCGCCGCCGCCAGCGGGUCAACAACAACAACAACAACAGCAGCAGCAGCAGCAACAGCCGCCACCAGGCAUGCAUCCAAUGCUGCAGAGGCAUUUGGCACCACCACCGCCGCAGGCCAUGCAGCUGCUGCAAAAUGCUCUCUCAGCGCCGCUGGGCCAGCCGUUGAGUCGCGCGAACUAUGCGCCGGCACAGCAACAGCAGCCGCUGUCGGCCAUGCAGCGUCUGCCCUUGGGCAUGUCCAUGCCAGCUGCUGCAGCAGCACAUCUGAUGCAGGCCGCCGCUGCGGCUGCUAAUGUGCGUCCGCCGGCGCCAGCGCCCGAUUCCAAGCCGCGUGGUCGCCGAAAAAAGGUGACGCCUCUGCGGGAUCAACUGCAGAAGCAGCAAACCGCUGCCGCUGUCACCGCCGCCACAUCCUCAGUGGGCAACGAGAAGCCAGCAGCUUCGGGCAAGGCGCCGCAGCCGCCGCCGUCGCUGCCAGCGCCGCCACAGUUGUUCAAGCCACACGAGGAUGCGCCGCAGUCGGUCAACGUCUCGCAGGCUUCUGUCAUUACACGCAUGCCCAUGGCCUCGCUGCUGCCGCCGGCCCAUGCACGCGGACCACCACAACCGCCGCCCGGCGCUGGCAUGUAUCCGAGCAGCGCGGAACUGGCACGUUUCUAUGGCCAGCCGCUGCCGCCGAGCUCCGCAUUGCGACCCACCUAUGGCGCUCCGCCGCCAUUGCGUGGUGCACCGCCGCCCACGUCGACUGCGGCUGCACCGCCUGGCAGUGGGCCCAAUGCACGUCCACCGCCCUAUCUGCACGGCCCGGAGCAUCAUGGCGGUCCACCGCCGCCUGGCUCCCUGGCCAGUGUCUAUGGCGCCGGUCCGCCACCGGCGCGGCAUGCUUCACCGCAUCUAAAUCCCUACAGAGCACCGCCUAUUUAUGGCAAUCCCAACUAUCCGCCGCGUGUGGGACCGCCCGGCAGCGCCAAUAUGCGGCCCGGCCCUGUGGACUAUGCAGCCGGUGCGCGCGGCUAUCCACCCUAUGGCUACUAUCCACCACCAUUGAGCACACCGCCCGCGCAUGCAGCUGCGCCCAGUUCGGUGAUUGUCAGUGCGCCGCCGCCGCCGCCGCCUGCCACGCCCACAAAUCAUUCAGUAUCCGCACUGACGCGCGGCAAAUCGCCAGCACCAACAGCAGCGCCAGUUGUGGCGCCUCCUCCUGCCGCAACAGCACCACCGCCCACACCGCCAGCCGCCGUCACGCCACCGUCGGUGAUAACCAGCAAGAAACUGAUCACACUGGAGGCCUACUCCAAUACCAAAUCGCCGCUAGCUGAAACAACGACAACAACAGCGGAUUCGCCAGCUGCCGUGGCCGAGGAGGACUCCAGCUCGGCGCACGGCAGCAGCAGCACCGCCGUCGCAGCGAACAGUGUGGGCGGUGGUGUCGGCGAGUUUAGCGGCCUGGUGAGCUACUUUAGCUCCCAGCAGGAUGAUUAUGAUACAUAACAAACGCCGGCAACCGCCCAAGCUUGUAUAUAAUGUAGUUGAUCUAUAUAGAAAUGUAUAAUGUGUAGAGUA
Drosophila virilis is the source of this 9120-nucleotide messenger RNA. RefSeq names its product titin homolog. Gene Ontology annotation, cellular component: chromatin; RSF complex. Gene Ontology annotation, biological process: negative regulation of DNA-templated transcription. The record is from RefSeq and is a predicted model, not a curated record. Gene Ontology annotation, molecular function: histone binding. NCBI's taxonomy places the organism in Eukaryota, Metazoa, Arthropoda, Insecta, Diptera, Drosophilidae.